UUCAAAAUCAACAAUUUCGCCAGCUCCUGUGCCUGCCUGUGGCCAAAGUAGCAAACGUGAAAGUACAGACAGCUAUAUGUGAGGGACUUUUUACACAUUUCAGAGUGUAACUACAAGGUCACUAACUGAAAAUGGAACCUCCUGAUGUGUCUAGUACUGAUAACAACACUAUGUCGACCAGACGGAGGAUCUCUUCGAUCCUGAAAGCUCCACGAACAUCGAUUUCAAUUUCAUCCCCACAGAAGGUCAAAUGUCAGGUUGAAGUUGCAAAGCCGGUGGAGAAAAAGAGGAAUUCAAAACGAGUCAGUUUUGCACCCUCCAAUGAUGUUGUACUGUUUUCAGAAAAAGUAAAAAAUGGCUCCCCUGUCUGCAGUCCUUUACAGGACAUCACAACAUCGACAGCAAAUCUUGAUGAGAGGCUACAAAGUGGUGUCAUAGAGAGUGGAACUGACCUGGUCCCAGGAAUAGAAACGUUGCUGAACGCCCCCCUGUAUGCCUCCCAACAAAGACACAAGAUGAUGUUUAACAACGAUGUCCAAGGCAGUUAUGGGGAGAACACUGUGAUGUUCACUGAGGAUGCUAUUAUGGAUAUGACCCACAGUCACACAAUAUGUAUUGCCAAAAACUGUGAAUCAACUGUAUUUCUUGAAGAUGGUGGUAACAUAGGUACGCCUACCUCUGGAAACAUGGACUUUACAUUCCCAGUGAAGAAAAGGAAUACAGAGAUUUGUGGCUCCACUUCCUCAGCCCAAGACUCUGAAUUUAAAGAUUUUCUUGCAAGUCUCUCUAAGUCAAGUGAUCGCAAGGAAAAGCCUGUGGUAUUGAACACUGCCCCAUUGCAUUCCGACAAAAUUGAGGAAAAAGCUUUUUUUGCCAAACUUAAUGCAAAGCGUUCAAGUAGGGUUAAAGAGAACCAGGCUCCUGUGACGUCAGCAACAAGGAGAAACUUUCCAACGGGUUUAGUUACCCCGCAACAGCAUGUACUCGUGCGUGCAACCACAAUGCAGACUGACAUUGGCCCACCAAGCAUGGACCUAACUGAAAACGUAAUGCUAAAUUCUGGAAAAACCUCAAGGGUUGAUGAACAAGGUUUUACAUCAAGCACUUUCAGACUGUCAUCUUUAAGUACAGAUCCUGAUGACAUGGAAAUGACAAGAAGCCAGACUGUUGCUAUUGAUUCUAAAACCAUUGGGAUGAUUGGCUGUCUAAGAAAUGGAAGGUGUGAAAGUGUGGCUUUGACUCAAGACCCCAACAGAACCCAGAUUUUCUCAAAUGACAACCACGGCAUGGAGUUGACAACACCGCUUAAUCCACCACUCAAGGAGAGCCUAGACUUCCGGACCAAGCAAACUGAAUCACCACGUCGGUGGUUUCCCAAGGAAAACUGGUUGUCUUCUGAUGUGCCCGUCACAGUGGUGCCGAAUCAGACAUUGGGGAGAGUGAGCAGUUAUGGUUAUGACUCGGAUGACAUGGAGUUGACAAGAGGUCAAACCGUUACCAUUGAUCCCAAAACGAUGACACAGAAGCUCUCACAAAGCAAAACCAGCAGAAGUUCAACCGAAGAGGAAAGUGGCAUCUUGUCGGAGGACUGUUGUGGUAUGGACAUGACAGAGGCGCUUACGGGCCAUAUCGUGGCAGGCAGCCACACAGCCACCAAGGAUGCUAUUAAUGUUUAUCUCCCCACACAAGAGAUGAACCAACAAAGUACAACAGAUUGCAGACUUGGGUCGCCUGUCUCAGAUAACAUGGAAAUCACAGAAACCGUUUUUUCCAAGUCUUGCCUGAUAGAAAUGCCCCAACAGAGUAAAAGCAAAUCCAGACUUGACUUCACAGCCCAUGUGCCAGCUUUUAGUCAGUAUAGCAAAUGUACACAUGAGGCCCCCAAUGGCGACAGUAGAUUGCUUCAGGAGCGAGACACGGGUUACAAUGCCUCUGUUGCCGUAUCUGAGCCAGAUGACAUGGAAAUAACGAGAAGUCAGACUGUUGUCAUUGACUCAAAGAGCCUCAAAAUGGUCCAUCCUUUGCAAACAAAGCGGAAAAGCACAUCUUUUUUUCCUUUCAACACACGCAACCAAAUGUCAGAGGAUUGUGGCAUGGAUAUGACUAAACCUUUAACAGUGUCCAUUGAUCAUGUGACAGAGUCUUCUACUGGGAAAAUGAAAGGUCCAGUAAGCAGAUUUGUACAUGAAGCAGAAUGUAGUCCUCAAGACAUGGAAAUUACAAGAAGCCAGACUGUUGUCAUUGACUCAAAGAGCCUCAAAAUGGUCCAUCCUUUGCAAACAAAGCAGAAAAGCACAUCUUUUUUUCCUUUCAACACAGGCAACCAAAUGUCAGAGGAUUGUGGCAUGGAUAUGACUAAACCUUUAACAGUGCCCAUUGAUCAUGUGACAGAGUCUUCUACUGGCAAAAUGACUGGUCCAGUAAGCAGAUUUGUACAUGAAGCAGGAUGUAGUCCUUUUGACAUGGAAAUGACAAGAAGCCAGACUGUGGUUAUUGAAUCAAAAUAUCAACAAAGAGUUGGAACGUCUUCACUUAUAAAUGAAAGAACAGUUGGCGUUUUGGAGUCAAACCUUUCCCAAGAGGACAAUGGUAUGAAAAUGACCCAAGCUUUCGCUGUUCCUACUGUGGAACAUUUCUCCACUUCGAUCCAUGAGAAGGAAAUUAUUUCCAGCCAGUCCACAAACACCGCUGUGGAAGUGUACACCCAUGAUAUUAAAGUAGGGCACAGCUUUGAUCCCCCUCUUUCCUUGUGUUCAAAUGACAUGGAUAUAACUGAAAGCCGACCAGUUUUUGCUGAUUCUGAUGGCAAUCGAUUGAGAGCAAGGAAAAGUUUAUCAUACAACGUCAAAAAGAGUUUGUUGGACAAAGCUACGAUUCCUGCAGAUCAAAGUGCACGUGCGGAUAUGGCACUUCAGGACUGUGCUAUAGGCCUCUGCAGUGAGGCUCCUACAACGUCUGAUUUUGAAGACAUGGAAUUGACAAGGAGCCAGACUGUUGCAAUCGAAGCCAAGCAUGUUGGACACUUUACACUGGAGGAGACAAAAAGAAAUAGAAACCAAGAAUGUCCCCCUGAAAUGAGCUUGCCAACAGUUGGCUUUUCAUGUUCUGCUAACAUAUCAGUAAAGGAUGAUGAAGUGGAAAUGACAAAUACAGUCACAAAGGCUAUUGAACAAACAGAUUCACCAACCAAUGCCAAGGCAACCACAAAGCCAAUGUUUAAUCUCAGUAAAUCUGGAGAAAUCACUGCAAACCUUGCAGAUCUCGAACCAAAGGACAUAACCAACAUGCAUGUUCCUCAACUGAAAGAUGGAGACGAGUAUAACCUGUGCAAGCCAGAAAGCUCACACAUUACCAAAUCAACAUCAACUCAAGAUCUGGAUACUUCCAACAAAAGAAAUAGACGGAGAAGCCUGGCCGAUCUACAGUCAAAACUUCAGCAUAUGAGCCGCAUGAUAAACGAAUCACCUGAAGUGUUGCCAAUGGGAAGUGUCACUGCACCAAUAUCUCAGCUUGUGAGGAGCCAAGAAAACCCCUCUCUGGAGAUAGAAUCCCAGCCAGUUGAUGGCAAUGGGUCACAGAAUCUGGCAUUGACUAUAGACAAAGAAGAGAGCACUAACUCGGAGGACCAUCAUUCUCCUAAUGAGAAACAUUUCAUGACCGCACCUCUGAACUUGAAAAGUAAAUGCCUUGCAUCAAAACUGGCCUUUGGCUGUUUUAAGCCUAAACUUCCCCAAAGGAACAGACCCCUACAGAAUACCUCAAAUUGUAUGGCUGAUGAGAAACCCUUGAAAACGACGAACAUGGAGGUAAAUGAUGAACUAUACGGCAGCACAUUGGUUGAUAAAAUUUACGAUGAAGUCAUUCCAAAUAUAAGUGAUGAGGAGUUGUCAGAAACUCUGGACACAAAAUCUUUACAAGGGAUCGAUGACAUAAGCUCUGAAGACCAGUUUAACAGGAGUGUUCUGAGGGAUUUCAUCUACGAAGAACCAGUUCUCAAUGUGUCACAAGGCCAGAAGAGGCCCUUACCAGAAAACGACCACAAAGACGCUGCUGAUGACGAAAAGAGGAGGAAAUCGUCAACUGACAACCUCCAGGAACUGGGAACAAUCUUACAGGAGGAUCAUUCUGGUCCGGAAUCCCAUUCACAUGUUGUUCAAUGGGACAGUAAAGGUACAACUGCAGCGGUUCCUUUACAUGGUGCCGAUGGCAGCAACUCAACCAACAUCCGACAUGAGGCAACGUUUGAGUCAACCUACAGACAUAGCCAAUUUGAGUCCCAGCUUGAGGACACUGGGGGCUACACAAAUGACGUGAGAAAGAAACUUGAAGAUGGCAGUAUUACAGUGAAAGAGUAUCUUAAACUCUUCAGCAUUGACUUUGUCAUUGAUAAACCUCGACAGAGUAUUCUCCCUGCCAAAGUCCUGUGUGAUCUGGAUUGCAAAACCGAAGACAUGUUAAUUGAGAUGCACAUCAACCGUCCUAAACAGAGGGUGUAUGAGACGGAUUGCCAGAAACUCACAAAAAUGGUGGAGGGACUGAAAGCCAGAAUGAGAGAACGGGACAACCUUCUGAAAACUGUCAACGGACCACUGUGGGAAGCGACAAAGGGCUUUUCAGAGAAAGAAUUUCAGUGUUUUGGUGCCAAGUUGAAAGAGAGAAGGAACUUCUACCGAAAGAGAAGCAAAGUUCAAUCACACGAAAUGAAGGCGGUCUUGUACACUAACCUUGUGAAAGCAUGUCAGGAGUCACAACAAAACUUGAGGGGAAAGAUUGAACAGACGGAUGGCAUGCUUAAUGACCUUGACGAGUGUAUUCACGUCAUAGAAGCUGAACUUGCUGCAGUGGAGGGUGAAGGGGCAGGUGACAGGGAACCAACUUUGAAAUCAAGACAGCAAGAUUUGGAGAAUGUCAACAAGAAGGUGGCUGAUAAUGAAAGACAAAUGUGUGAACUCGAGAUGCAGAAAAAUCACUCGAUUGAAAGAGUGGACAGGCUUCAAACUGAGACCCACAAACUUGGGAAUGCCAUUGCCAUGCUGGAUAGGUUGAAUGAAUGGAAGUUAGGGGAACAAGAUGAAAACAGAACCGUCUACACCUUUCUCCAUGAGUCUUUACAUCUGGAAGUGUUAAUGGAAAAACCUAACGGAAGAGAUGAUGUCCAGGUAGAGACUGAGCGCAACAUCAAGGAUGUCACAUUCCAACUCCACCUGGAUGAUCAAAAGUCACAGUGCCAGGCUCGCCUUGUUCACAGACUGCUAUCCCAAUAUCUGGGUGAUGAAACCGCUUGGGUCAAGAAGUAUCCAACCAGUAGAUACGUCUCAAAGCUCUUGCAUGAUGUGGGCUUGGUGGUGAGUCGCUGUCGUCUACUAGGAGAGGAGGUGCACCGGCUGAAGAUGUGGGGUGCUCUCAGGCUGGACAUACUGGACAUCAGCUGCGUGGACACACAAAUCCGCAUCCUGUUCUCCAGCCUUAAGGCGGGUGCCAAGUUUGAGAUCACUAUCGGUGUCACCUCUGCCUACCCCUACUGUCUCCUCCAAGUGCAGAAUUUCCAAAAUCGUAUUGGAAACGCAACGAUACACCAGCUGGAGGAAAUAGUAUUUUCCGUAACACCGUCCAAAGAUUACUUGACCAAGAUCGUCAAGAAUAUUCAUGGCGCUCUCCUUUGCUGAGACAAGCUUGUGUAAAUGGACUGUCUUUGUGCUACAUGUACAAUAAGUUAAUCUAGAGUGUUUACAUUUAGUGUUUUUCAUAUCACAUUAUGUAUGACUUAUUUUGUAAUUUGUAUGGAAUUGUGUAAAUGUUAAUUGAUGUGUAGAUGUAUCUUUUCCUACAUGUGUUGGGGCAAAACCUUUUAAGAGGGUGCCUGCAUUGCUUGAAGAUACCAGUUUUUGUUUAUGUAACAAAAGAAGAAAAAAAAAUAACUUUCAAAUAUCUAUCAAAACGUAUGUUUUCUAUAAUGUUAUUUCUACAUUUGAAGCUCUGUUCUGUUAUAGAAGAAACAAACUAAACAUUUAGCUUCACUAGCAUUAGAAGUUGGGUCAUGUAUAGCUGAGGUACUGAAUAUUGUAACACUUAACUGUACAUUGACAAUUGUUUUACAAAUUACAUUUGGCUAUCCAUAAAUAGAAAAGUUGCAUUGUUUUUACAAGUUGUCAUUUCAUCCUUACUAUAGACCUCCCAUGAUUGUUUUGGUAGGCAAAGAAAAAACUAAAUUCACUGUACAGGGAUAAAACUGAAUAAAGUAGACUUACCAUGCUGUUAAGGUAAUCCUUUUAUAGCUUUUUUUCUGGA
Messenger RNA from Osmerus eperlanus (European smelt), 6288 nucleotides. It is a transcript of the gene knl1, whose product is annotated as kinetochore scaffold 1. The record is from RefSeq and is a predicted model, not a curated record. Gene Ontology annotation, cellular component: nucleus. Gene Ontology annotation, biological process: attachment of spindle microtubules to kinetochore; cell division; protein localization to kinetochore. NCBI's taxonomy places the organism in Eukaryota, Metazoa, Chordata, Actinopteri, Osmeriformes, Osmeridae. The coding region runs from base 132 to 5666 and encodes 1844 amino acids. The transcript has 26 exons.